Molecule: messenger RNA, 408 nt
Organism: Aureobasidium musti
Lineage: Eukaryota; Fungi; Ascomycota; Dothideomycetes; Dothideales; Saccotheciaceae
Source: the annotation of a GenBank genome assembly
GUUUCCGUUGCACCCGAGUGCAUCACCGCAUUCAACGACCUCAAGCUCGGCAAGUCGACCAAGUGGAUCAUCUACAAGAUCUCGGACGACUGGAAGGAGAUCGUCGUCGAGGACUCGUCCACUGAGGCCAACUACUCCGUCUUCCGCGAGAAGCUCCUCAACGCAAAGAGCAAGGACCGAAGAGGAAACGAGGGCAUCGGUGGCAGAUACGCCGUCUACGAUGUCGAGUACGACACUGCCGGCGAGGGCAAGAGAAGCAAGAUCACCUUCAUCGCCUGGGUCCCUGAUGAUGCAUCGCAAUACGAAGCCAUCAAGCGCGCCCUCAACGGCCUCGCCGCCGACAUUCAGGCCAACGACCCUGAUGACAUCGAGUACGAGAGCAUCGUCUCCAGAGUCGCCAAGGGCCGC